Molecule: messenger RNA, 8547 nt
Organism: Nannospalax galili (Upper Galilee mountains blind mole rat)
Lineage: Eukaryota; Metazoa; Chordata; Mammalia; Rodentia; Spalacidae
Gene: Adamts12
Product: ADAM metallopeptidase with thrombospondin type 1 motif 12
Exons: 24
Coding region: 235-5022 (1595 amino acids)
Biological process (GO): proteolysis; extracellular matrix organization
Cellular component (GO): extracellular matrix
Molecular function (GO): metalloendopeptidase activity
Source: RefSeq, a predicted model, not a curated record
AACAGCAGUCAGUUCAUUCACUCUUCUUUCUGGAGAAGGGAGGGGAUAAAAGGUAUCUGGCCUCUGCUUAGAAAAAGCCUGGAGAGCUCCUGUGUAGCAUCGCCUGCCGCUCCCUUCCCAGGCUCGGACCAUGCCCCACUGCAUCUUCCUGCGCAGCCACAGGCGAGGAGUGGAUUUCUGCAGCUGAGAGAGAAAAGUUUGUUUUUUACUUUUCUUCUUCCCAACAACUGAAUCAUGCCAUGUGCACAGAGGAGCUGGCUUGCAACGCUCCCCGUGGUGGUGGCUCAACUUCUUAACUUUGGGGCGCUUUGCCACGGGAAACAACCUCAGCUGGGCCCAAUUCGCUUCCCAGACCCUAAACAAGAUCAUUUUAUCAAGACCCUUCCAGAAUACCACGUGGUGGGGCCAGUCCGAGUAGAUGCCAGUGGGCAUUUUCUGUCCUAUGGCCUGCGUCAUACUGUUGCCAGCAGCAGGAGGAAGAGAGCUGUAGGUGGCUCAGAUGACCCGGUAUACUACAGAAUUUCACAUGAAGAGAAAGAUCUGAUUUUUAACCUGACGGUCAACUGGGGAUUUCUUUUCAAUAGCUAUAUCGUGGAGAGAAGAUACGGGAACCUGUCUCAUGUUAAGAUGGUGGCCUCCUCGGGCCCACCCUGCCAUCUCAGGGGCACAGUUCUACAGCAGGGCACUACAAUUGGGACAGCAGCCCUCAGUGCCUGCCAUGGAUUGACUGGAUUUUUCCAUCUACCACAUGGAGACUUUUUCAUUGAGCCUGUCAAAAAGCAUCCUCUGGCUGAGGGAGGGUACCAACCUCAUAUCGUAUACAGGAGGCAGAAACGGAGAGUUCCAGAGACAAAGGAACCUACCUGCGGAUUAAAGGAUAGUCUUGGUAACUCUAAGAAGCAAGAGCUACAGCGAGAGAAGUGGGAAAGGAACCACUUGCCAAGCAAAAGCCUCUCCCGGCGCUCCAUCAGCAAGGAGAGAUGGGUGGAGACACUGGUGGUGGCCGACACGAAGAUGGUUGAGUACCAUGGAAGUGAGAAUGUGGAGUCCUACAUCCUCACCAUCAUGAACAUGGUUACUGGGUUGUUCCAUAACCCAAGCAUUGGCAAUGCAAUUCACAUCGUUGUGGUUCGGCUCAUUCUACUUGAGGAAGAAGAGCAAGGAUUGAAAAUAGUUCACCAUGCAGAGAAGACACUGUCCAGUUUCUGCAAGUGGCAGAAAAGCAUCAAUCCCAAGAGCGACCUCAACCCUGUCCAUCAUGAUGUGGCUGUCCUUCUUACCAGAAAAGACAUCUGUGCUGGUGUUAAUCGUCCCUGUGAGACACUGGGCCUUUCUCAACUGUCAGGAAUGUGCCAACCUCACCGGAGUUGUAACAUCAAUGAAGACUCUGGCCUCCCUCUCGCUUUCACCAUUGCCCAUGAACUCGGGCACAGCUUCGGAAUCCAGCAUGAUGGGAAAGAAAAUGACUGUGAGCCAGUGGGCAGGCACCCAUACAUCAUGUCCUACCAAAUUCAGUACGAUCCCACCCCGCUGACAUGGUCCAAAUGCAGCAAGGACUACAUCACUCGCUUCUUAGACCGAGGCAGGGGAUUCUGUCUUGAUGAUAUCCCCAAAAAGAAAGGCUUGAAGUCCAACGUCAUUGCCCCUGGAGUGAUCUACGAUGUUCAUCACCAGUGUCAACUCCAAUAUGGCCCCAAUGCUACCUUCUGCCAGGAAGUGGAAAAUGUUUGCCAGACACUGUGGUGCUCAGUGAAAGGCUUUUGUCGUUCUAAACUGGAUGCUGCUGCAGAUGGGACACGCUGCGGUGAGAAGAAGUGGUGUAUGGCUGGAAAGUGUAUCACAGUGGGGAAGAAGCCAGAGAGCAUUCCUGGAGGCUGGGGACGUUGGUCUUCCUGGUCUCAUUGCUCCAGGACCUGUGGGGCAGGAGCUCAGAGCGCAGAGAGGCUCUGCAACAACCCUGAACCAAAGUUUGGAGGGAAAUACUGCACUGGAGAAAGAAAACGCUAUCGCUUGUGCAACGUCCACCCUUGUCAAUCAGAUUUUCCAACAUUUCGGCAGAUGCAGUGUAGUGAAUUUGACACAGUUCCCUACAAAAAUGAAUUCUAUCACUGGUUUCCAGUGUUUAAUCCAGCACAUCCUUGUGAGCUGUACUGCAGACCAAUAGAUAAACAAUUUUCUGAGAAAAUGCUGGAUGCUGUCAUCGAUGGAACCCCUUGCUUUGAAGGUGGCAACAGCAGAAAUAUCUGUAUUAAUGGCAUGUGUAAGAGGGUUGGCUGUGACUAUGAGAUUGACUCCAAUGCCACAGAGGAUCGCUGUGGUGUGUGCCUUGGAGAUGGCUCUGCCUGCCAGACUGUGAAGAAGAUGUUUAAACAGAAAGAAGGAUCAGGUUAUGUUGACAUUGGACUCAUUCCCAAAGGGGCAAGGGACAUUAGGGUAAUGGAGACCAAGGCAGCUGGAAACUUCCUGGCCAUCAGGAGUGAAGACCCAGAGAAAUAUUACCUCAAUGGAGGGUUUAUUAUCCAGUGGAAUGGGAACUAUAAGCUGGCAGGGACUGUCUUCCAAUAUGACAGGAAAGGAGAUCUGGAGAAGCUGAUGGCUCCAGGACCCACCAACGAGUCAGUAUGGAUCCAGCUACUAUUCCAGGUGACUAAUCCUGGCAUCAAGUAUGAAUACACAAUCCGAAAAGAUGGCCUGGACAAUGACAUGGAGAAGCUGCUGUACUUCUGGCAGUUUGGCCGCUGGACAGAGUGCAGUGUUACGUGUGGGACAGGUGUCCGCCACCAGACUGCUCAUUGUGUGAAGAAAGGCCGAGGGAUAGUGAAAGCUACAUUCUGUAAUCCAGAAACACAGCCCAGUGCAAGACAGAAGAAGUGCUAUGAAAAGGAUUGUCCACCCAGGUGGUGGGCAGGGGAGUGGGAAGCAUGUUCAACAACAUGUGGACCCUAUGGAGAAAAGAAGCGAACAGUACUGUGCAUCCAGACAAUGGGCUCUGAUGAGCAGGCUCUCCCUGCUACAGACUGCCAGCAUCUGCUGAAGCCCAAGGCCUUUGCUUCCUGUAACAGAGAGAUUCUGUGUCCAUCAGACUGGACAGUAGGCAAUUGGAGUGAGUGCUCUGUUUCCUGUGGUGGUGGAGUGCGGAUUCGCAGUGUCACAUGUGCAAAGAACCAUGAUGAACCUUGUGACAAGACAAGAAAACCCAAUAGUCGAGCUCUGUGUGGCCUCCAGCAAUGCCCAUCUAGUCAUAGAGUUCUGAAACCCAACAAAGUUAUAAUUUCCAGUGCAAAAAACCAACCAACAUCAGAGCCAGACCCCUUCAAGCCCAUUCCUCUACCUACAUCCAGGCCCAUAUCAGUGUCCCCACCUGAAUCUGUGAGCACAAGCACUCCAGCAAUCAAUGUCCCUAGUCCCACCACAGCAUCCAAAGGAGAACCAGAUGGGAAAGAAUGGCAAAAUAAUUCAACUCAAGCUAAGCAGGACUCCAAUCAUCUUUUUGCCUCUGGAAGCACUGUCCAGCCCACCCUUACUUCCUGGUCUUUGAGUAUCCAACCUGAUGAUGAAAAUAUUUCUAGUUCAGCUACAGGUCCCACUUCCGAAGUUGACUUUUUGGCUACAACAACAAGUGGUUCUGACUCAUCGUCUUCCAGCAAUGCUGUGACUUGGCAGAUAACUUCAUUUUAUAAGCCCUUGACCAAAGAUCCAGAAACAGAGGUGCAUAGUGGCUCAGGGGAAGACAGCAAUCAGCCUGAGAACACGGAUGAAAACAAGUCUGUGAUAUGGAGUAAGAUCAGAGUACCUGAACAUGGCACUCCCAUGGAAUGGAGUACAGAGAUGCCACUUGGACCUCCACCAACACCUUAUCUUGGGGAGGAGUCCUCAUGGCCUCCCUUCAGCACAAUGAUAGAGGGAUCAUUACCUGCCUGGUCCCUUAAAAAUGAGACACCAGGAAGUGAGAUGGUCACUGAGAAGUCAAGGAAUACUCCAUACUCUGUUGAAGACCACCAGCCAGCACCGUCAGGAAAGUCAGGGAACCAUCACCACUUGGCAUUUACAAAUAAUAUGACUCUAACCCAAGACUCUGGACUUGUUUUGACUGAGGAAGAUGCAUCCAGUCUAAUUGCUGAGGGAUUUUUACUGAAUGCCUCCAAUUACAAGCACUUCAUAAAAGACCACAGCCCUGCAUACUGGAUUGUUGGAAACUGGAGUGAAUGCUCCACCACAUGUGGACUGGGGGCCUACUGGAGGAGCGUGGAGUGCAGCACCAGGAUGGAUGCUGACUGUGCAGCCAUCCAGAGGCCUGAUCCUGCUAAGAAGUGCCACCUCCGUCCCUGUGCUGGCUGGCGAGUGGGAAACUGGAGCAAGUGCUCCCGAAACUGCAGUGGGGGCUUCAAGAUUCGUGAGAUUCAGUGUGUGGACAGCAGGGACCAGCACCGGAGCCUGAGGCCAUUUCACUGCCAAUUCCUGGCUGGCAUUCCUCCCCCACUGAGCAUGACCUGUAACUUGGAGCCCUGUGAAGAAUGGCAGGUGGAGCCCUGGAGCCAGUGUUCUAGGUCCUGUGGAGGAGGUAUUCAGGAAAGAGGGGUAUCUUGUCCAGGAGGCUUCUGUGACUGGACAAAAAGACCCCCAUCAACUGCUCCCUGCAACAGGCACCUUUGCUGUCACUGGGCCACUGGGAACUGGGACCUGUGUACCACUUCCUGUGGUGGUGGCUUUCAGAAGAGGACUGUACAUUGUAUCCCCUCAGAGAAUGGUACAACUGACGGUCAAGACCAAUGCCUGUGUGACCACGAACUCAGACCUCCAGACUCCCAAAACUGCAGCCAGCAAGCCUGCAGGAUAAGUGCUGAUUUACUUUGCACAAAGGACAGGUUGUCAGCCAGUUUCUGCCAGACACUAAAAUCCAUGAAGAAAUGUUCUGUGCCCACUGUGAGGGCUCAAUGUUGCCUCUCCUGUCCACAGACACAGAGCAUCCACACCCAGAGGCAAAGAAAACAGCAGUUGUUCAAAAAUCCUGAUACCUUCUAGGUCCAGAAGGAAGCUACCAGCAUAGACCUCCACAGCCCGCUGCCUAUUCUAGCCCUGAGGGCCACUUCAUUGAUAUCUCACUCUAUAUUUCAAGUCUAACUUUAGGUCAUAACAAAACAAAACUCAGUGUGUUUGUCUAGCCACAAAAUAUCCCCCACAGGAAGCCUGGACCUGGCCCUGUCCUGAUAGGAAAGCCAAGAAUUUGAAAGAAUUCUGAAGCAGCUGGGAUGAGCUCCUAAGAACAGUGCCAGAUUAGGCAGAAGUGUGGAAAGAUGUCUUUUCCCCUUUAAAGUUAAAGCAAAGACCAGGCUUUUCCUAGACUACCUCAAGAGUACCAAGAAACAUAGUCACACUUAUAAAUAGACAUCAAGGAACAAAUAAUAUUUUAAAUUGGCUUGAUGAGUAUACCCUCUGUAGCUACAUGGGGUAGCUGCUGCUUAAAAUGUCAUAGGAAGCUUUUAGGAACAUUCAUCCAGUAGUCAAUAAGGGUAGGAAGAGAAUGCUGGAUAUAUCCCAGUCUAGUCUCAGUCCCUACAGGACUCCACAACUGGACUUUUCAAAGUCCUGGGACAAACCACGGAAACUCAAGAUUAAGUUCAUACAGGCAUUAGAUGCAGCCUAAGGGGAUUAAGUCAGUAACCUGGAAACCACCUCUAACUUAAGUGUAAUUUCUUUGAAAAGCUCUAAAAAAAUGAACAGAAAUUAAUUUCUUACUAGCAUAAGAAAGAAAAUGUGGGCCUUUAUUAUCCCCACUUUAUUAAUGCUGUCAAUUCCUUCACAGACCAAAUAAAUGUCCCUGUCUGCUAUUCUCUCCCUUGCCGAGUCCCUGUGUGGGUCAUGGCCUUAGGUCCUACCAUCAUCCUAAGUGGAAUUAUACAUAAAACUACUUCAACUAGGGUCAUGGCUGUCAGUUGACCCUACCACUCCCCUGGGAGAGAAAAUGAAACUAUAGAUUAAACCAGUUCAAAGAACCAGGUACACUUACUAAGUAUAGGAACUUAGUACAAAAUUACAGUCUGGGGGAAAAACUCUAAAAUGUAAGGAAAAAUUACCUACUCAGCAUACUCAUUAUUGACUUUUUAAAGUCUUAUACUACUAGAGAAAUGGCUCUGUGGUGCAUGUGUAGCAUGUACAAGGUUGUAAGGUUUGAUCUCCAGCAACACACAUAGAGAAACAAAUAUACAGGUCAAUUUACCUCGCUGAGAACAGCCAAGUCAAAACGGUCCAAAAUCCUGAAUUAAAAGUUAAAAUGUUUAUUCUAAAUGUUCCUUCCUACUGAAAUCAAAAUAUGCUGUGAUCUCAAAUUCAGAGCAAAUUUUCAAGAAACUCAUGUCAACUAGGAGAUCCUUUUAGAAACUGAACCCAUACAGAAAGGGUGGGUGGGUAGGGAGGUGGAGAGGUAUAAAUCCCAGGGUAUGAAGACCUCAGAACCAAUUCUUGACAGCUGGAAGGCAAAGCAUGCCUUCAUAUGCUAGACAGAAUAAUUGUGGGCUUGUGCACCAAUAUACAUAGUCCCCAUCUUGGAUCACAACAGCCCACGUCUCCCUUUAAUUUCCUAUCCAUUCAGCAGAAUGGUGCUACUAAAAGUGGUGCUAAUACCUAGAUGGUAGAAGAACUAAUCUAAAAAGAACAGCUGGUCAUACAAAUGGUUAAUAGUAUACAAACCUCCAAAUAGACAUCAGCUUAAUGUGGAAUGAAUGGUGUUGCUGGCCAAUGCCAGUUUUACUGCUUAGAUACCAUGAAUCUAAUAUUUUCUAUUAUGGGCUUUUAAACUCUUUUUAGGCCACUAGUGUGUAUUAUUCUGAUAAAUUUCUGUGAAAAAUAGAACACUAAGCUUUGGAUGAAAUUCAAGGUACACCAGAAAUAGGAGAAAGUAUUUGCUAAAGCCAAGGAAUUUAUGUGUAGACAAACAUAUACUCUUGUAUUUUCUAUCUUUAAAUAUAAACAUUGCUGGCCAAUGACAAUCUCUGGUGAAAUAACAGUUUUAGAGAAAUAUUUACGUUGUUACUUUUAGUGACAUGAAUGGAGGAGAACCUGACUUUUUCUGAGGCGUUUGAAAAGACUAAUAUAGGCUUUCAGAAGGAUUAGUGAGCCAGAUUUAUUUAACUUAGCAUGGUUCUAUACUAGCACAGGGUAAAAUGCAUCAUAUCAGAGAAUUGGGUAUGACCAGGUUUAUAAAACUCAGGAAUAAAUCUGGAUUUCUACUGACUUCAACAAACUAAGCCAGAUUUCCCAAUGCAAUAUAUCACAUCAUUUUGGCCUAUGUAGUGGACAAGAUUGCAAAUACAUGUGGAAAGCCUGGCCAGGUGCUCUAUUCUAGAUCUUUCUCCAGUUUUUCAAGGAUAGGAAAUUGGUCUCUGAUCAUGUAACACAGACAUCCUCUUCCUCUACUGAGACUGUGUUGUGAGACUUUUGUAUAACAUUCAUCAUUUGUGCUUGCUGUAAGAGACAUCCAUCAAUUGCUCCACUGUGAGUUAUCAGUGUUUCUAUAGUUACUGGUGCUUGAAAUGUUAGAGGAGCCUCGGAUGACAGAGCAUGGCAUCAAGAACCUAAAUGGUGUCUUCAUUUCUUUAAUAUUUGCAGGGGCCAAUAUGCAACAGAUCAUUGGUUUAAUUUAUCCUGGUUCUCCUUUACCCCCACCUUGAAGGAGCGAGCAAUAAAUGUAACAAGAGACACUGGAUUUACAUGUACCAUGAGCCAGAGAGGUCCACAAUAUGGCCUUGUGCUUAAAUACAUCCUGUUUGGUUUACACAGCGUUUCAUAGUGGUAGCAUGAUCUCUUAUCUAAAACAAUGUGAGUUACUUCUUGAACAUCAAAACAUUAUACCAUGAGAGAACAAUAUUCCUAGAAAGUUAGUAGUGAAUACUUUCUUAAUUCAGUAUUCAUGUCCUAAGAAUUUCUUUCUUAGUAUAGGCAUAUUUAAUGAUAGGUUUUCUUAAGCAAAAGUACACCUCCAUCUAGUGUCCUGAGACAGCCAUGUCUCCACUAGUAUUCCAAUGCAGUGCUUUCAGAAAAUCUGUUUGGAACAACCUGUCGUGUAUCUGAAACACAGUUUGAGGGAUUAUAUUAUUCCAGAUCCUAGCUUCCCAUUUAAUUGGCUUAAAUUCUCUGCAAGCUACCCUAGACAGUACAGGUCUGAGCUUUCUCUUUUCUGACUUCAAGAUGAAGCUCUGGGACAGCGUAACUGGUGCUCAAUCCACAGUGAUUCACUUUCCAGGGAAAGAUCACAUUAACUUCCUGGUGCUAUAGCUUAGCCAAUAUAUCUGAUGCUACUUUUGUUACUAAUUCAAAUAUUUUAAGUUGUGUCACUAAAAAUAAUGUGGUAGGGAAAAUGCCUUUCUACCUAUUAUUGUCCUCCAAAGUGGUGGUAUGACAUUCAUGGCUCCUUGCCGUCCCUGUAUUUCUGUGUUGCUUCAUGAACUGAUGACCCCACCUCCUCAUGUACCCUAAUGAGUACCUUAGUACUUAAAAUGAGAUUAUAAUCGUAGCCUGCCUUUGUGUGGCAUCAAUAAAUGAUCAAACUCA